CAAUAAAAAACGAUAUUUGUUGCAGAGAUGGUCAAACGCAGAAAGGAUGUUAGCGAUAGACGAACUAAUAGAGAGAUGCGAGCCCACGCAGGUGCGUCACAUGAUGCAGGUGAUAGAGCCGCAGUUUCAGCGAGACUUCAUAUCCCUGCUGCCGAAAGAGUUGGCGUUGUCGGUACUGGCCUUCCUGGAGCCGAAGGAUCUCCUAAGGGCGGCACAGACCUGCCGGAACUGGCGAUUUCUAGCCGAUGACAAUCUGCUCUGGAAAGAGAAGUGCAAGGCAGCUGGUAUAGAGGACUUGAAAGAUCUACCACCGCCGAAACGAAAGAACUGUCGGAGCGGGAACCAUAACUCGUCGCCAUGGAAGCAGGCUUACAUGCGGCAGCACAAUAUUAAAAUGAAUUGGAGAACAAAGCCGAUCCGCACUCCGAAAGUGUUGAAAGGUCACGACGACCAUGUUAUUACAUGCCUCCAGUUCUCCGGUAAUCGGAUAGUUAGUGGUUCUGAUGACAAUACUCUCAAAGUAUGGUCCGCCGUCACGGGCAAGUGCUUACGGACAUUGGUUGGGCACACCGGGGGCGUGUGGUCUUCGCAGAUGUCCGGUACGAUUGUUAUCAGUGGUAGUACGGAUCGUACUUUGAAAGUGUGGAACGCGGAAACUGGCCAGUGUAUUCAUACAUUAUACGGUCACACGUCGACGGUUAGGUGUAUGCAUCUGCACGGUAACAAGGUCGUCAGUGGUAGUAGAGACGCGACACUAAGAGUGUGGCAGGUGGACACAGGGGAGUGCUUACAUGUGCUCGUGGGGCAUUUAGCGGCGGUCAGAUGUGUGCAAUAUGACGGAAAGUUGGUGGUCAGUGGUGCCUAUGACUAUAUGGUCAAAGUUUGGAAUCCGGAACGUGAGGAGUGCCUUCAUACCUUACAAGGACAUACUAAUCGCGUUUAUUCCCUCCAGUUCGAUGGUGUACACGUUGUUAGCGGAUCAUUGGACACGAGUAUAAGAGUGUGGGAGGUAGAGACAGGUGCUUGUAGACAUACUCUGAUGGGUCAUCAAUCUCUCACUUCGGGGAUGGAGUUGCGCAAUAAUAUCUUAGUAUCGGGUAACGCUGAUUCCACCGUUAAAGUAUGGGACAUUGUUAGCGGUCACUGCCUUCAAACUCUCUCCGGUCCGAACAAACAUCAAUCAGCGGUCACUUGCCUUCAGUUCAAUAGCCAUUUUGUGAUUACGUCCUCUGAUGAUGGUACAGUAAAACUCUGGGAUGUUAAUACUGGUGAUUUCAUUAGGAAUCUAGUUGCUCUGGAAAGUGGAGGUAGCGGCGGUGUUGUGUGGAGGAUUCGAGCGAGUGAUACGAAACUAGUAUGUGCAGUAGGUAGUCGUAACGGUACCGAGGAGACGAAACUGCUUGUCCUCGACUUCGACGUUGAGGAGCAUUUGUCAACGAUGGCAGACGAAAACGAGGCGACUGAGACGUACUGAAACUGCGAGGCAGAAUGACAUUAAUCGAAGAAUCUCAAUACCUCCUGGGGCAAACGAGAAAAAACGACACGUCAUUCGGAUCAUACAGAUCUUUUUACGAGAAAUUUCGAACAUUUGUGUAACCGGCCGAUUACCGUCAAACUGAUUUUAUCAAACUGUCAGCUUCGAUAUUUUCCUGAUCAUAUGAUUUCAGACUUUAUUUGCCUAUAUAAACAUCGAUCUGGUUAAAAACAAAUAUUUUUAUAAACAUUUAUAAGCUAAUAUUUCCAUACGAUUGACGUUUAUUGAAGGAGAAUAAGGUUUUUUUCGGCAAUUGAAGCAAAAUUAUUAAAACUAAAAAAAUUUGGUUAAGAAUAUUUUCUUCUUGCAGUAAAAAAUCUACUUCAAUGUCGCGUGUUUCACUCCAUUGGUGCAAUAUAAGGCCUGUUCUUUUUAGCGAAACUUCUCUUGUACAGUGUUAAUCUUUCCUUUUUUUUCUCCAACAUGAAAAGAAAAAGAGGAAAGAUGAACCAUGCAAGAAGUUUAGCUAAAAAGAACAGGUCUGCACAAAUAUAGCGCACUUGUCACGUGCAAUACAAAGAUUUUACAGAACGAUGAACCAAUACAAGCUUACACAGAACAGAACAAUACGCCUUUGUUUUUCUAUGAUUAAAUGUUUUGAUCUCGUCAAUAUUGAGUGGACUUGCUAACGGAAGAAUAUUUGUAUUAGCCAGAUCUUUACAUUUAGUGCGGAAUCGUACGAUGAAGACUUAGAUUAUUACAUCAGUUGUCACUGAUGAAUUUUAUAUGGAUUCUACUGAAUCAUGUCAUGAAUGACAUUAUCGGAUAAUGCAAUCUGUGCAAAUGCAUCUUUAUUAUUGGACCUAGGUUAGACUAGGUGUCGUGUUUAUUUGUAUAUUGCUCAAUAGUUUAUGUUAUAAGAAUGUGUUACCUGUUGUAUCAUUUUUUUAAAAUAAGAAAUAGAAAAAAAGAUGUUGCUGCAUA
Temnothorax curvispinosus is the source of this 2458-nucleotide messenger RNA. It is a transcript of the gene ago, whose product is annotated as F-box/WD repeat-containing protein 7. Lineage: Eukaryota; Metazoa; Arthropoda; Insecta; Hymenoptera; Formicidae. Gene Ontology annotation, biological process: proteasome-mediated ubiquitin-dependent protein catabolic process; ubiquitin recycling. Gene Ontology annotation, molecular function: ubiquitin binding. The transcript has 5 exons. The annotation marks the transcript as partial. Gene Ontology annotation, cellular component: cytoplasm; nucleus. The record is from RefSeq and is a predicted model, not a curated record.